CUCUUCAAUUCGGUUCUGCAAGGAGGUCCGAUGGUUCCUUGCUUCUUACUAGCGCCUCUUCACACAGGUGAUUGCAGGGUACCUAGACCUAACUUGAAUUCGCUUGCUUGCUUCUCGCCUUCUGUGGUACACAUGCACCGAGUUAAUAACGCCCUGCAGCAAUACUUAAGAUGUCAGACAGACGUCUUUAUCGCCAUUCCACGCUUCUACUUUCGAAAUGGACUUAGCAAACUUUGUCAAAAUCUGCUCGAGUCCUACUAAUCUGCUCCUUGCAACUAUCUUCGGCCAGACCGUGAUCAUGGGUUUGGCAUGGGGCUUCAUCGGAGGAAUCUUGUACACAAGGGUUCUUGCACUACCUGAUCAUAUCGUUCGUCUGAUCGUAGAGUAUCCGACCGUGCUGACCUUGAUAGUUACGCUGAUCUCAACUACCUUGUCGAACAUUACUUCUUUCUUCUUCACAUUUGCCAUCAAAGAAGCGCUUCGGCACUACCUCUCAGGACGGUCGAUACCACUGUUGAAGCUUCGCAUGGCAAUAGCGCUGAGCAUCCCGACCUGGGUAUUGCCGCGAUCACGUAGAUAUCUCGAGCUGGCGGCCCUCACGUUGGCGUUUUAUGCGAUGGCCACAUUUCUGAGUGCGAGGUCUGCAUUAUUCUCAAUGAACCCAAUGGAGAUAUGUUUGACGCUGGUUUGUACAGUUGGAGCACUUUGCUCCUACCAACCCCUGUACAAUGGCCUGUGGCAAUGUCCGGAACGGAACUAGACUUGGGAUCUGUUGCAUUUGCAAACCAGUUGAGUACGGACCUCAAUGCCCAGGAAGCAAACACUUUACAAGCACCUGCGUUUCAAACCAUCGAUGUCUUGACUCUCCUCAGUGGUAUUGCUGCGGUUGACAAUCAAGGCGGCGUGCAAACAAGUAGUAUGUUCAGCUUCAACGGAGUUUCAUACAAUCAGUCGACUGGUGAGUACUUCGGUACCUAAAGAUGAUGGACUCACUUGAAAUUCCAAAGGUGGAGUUCUUCCUGCAAUAGAGGAGUACUCUGGAUCAUCGAAACCCGCCGGGCUCUGCCGUCGGCCUGGAGUUCUCU
Suillus subalutaceus is the source of this 1085-nucleotide messenger RNA. RefSeq lists its product as uncharacterized. The transcript has 4 exons. The record is from RefSeq and is a predicted model, not a curated record. Lineage: Eukaryota; Fungi; Basidiomycota; Agaricomycetes; Boletales; Suillaceae. The coding region runs from base 218 to 760 and encodes 180 amino acids.